Molecule: messenger RNA, 153 nt
Organism: Paramecium sonneborni
Lineage: Eukaryota; Ciliophora; Oligohymenophorea; Peniculida; Parameciidae
Source: the annotation of a GenBank genome assembly
AUGGUUGUUGGAUGUUCGAAAUAAAUUAAAGUAUUUGAAUUUAACUAAGGAGUAUUAAAUUAAUAUUAACUUUUAACUGAACAUGCACAUAAUGUAUAAACAUAGAAUCUCAUGAAGAAAUCAAAUCAUUUAAUAUCAGGGAGUUUAGUUUGA